Armigeres subalbatus is the source of this 1988-nucleotide messenger RNA. Its product is annotated as regulator of G-protein signaling 7-like. Gene Ontology annotation, cellular component: cytoplasm; neuron projection. NCBI's taxonomy places the organism in Eukaryota, Metazoa, Arthropoda, Insecta, Diptera, Culicidae. The record is from RefSeq and is a predicted model, not a curated record. Bases 418 to 1911 code for a protein of 497 amino acids. Gene Ontology annotation, biological process: positive regulation of GTPase activity; regulation of G protein-coupled receptor signaling pathway; G protein-coupled receptor signaling pathway. Gene Ontology annotation, molecular function: GTPase activator activity. The transcript is spliced from 6 exons.
AUACGGGCUGACAUUAUAGUAAUUUAGGAGCUGUUUGCUCCCGUUUUUCGUCGUCUUGACCUCUCGCUUUUUGUCAGCGAUCAACCUCCUCCCAGGGACAUUAGCAGCAGCAGAAUUGGCGAGCAGUGACAGAUGGAGAAAAAUCAAUUUUAGGACGGAUGUAAGAGGAAAAUUUUCGCGAAUCGUGCUAAAAUGUGAAAAUUUUGUUUUUUGGAAGUUUUGUGGAAUUAGAAGAGGGUGUCUACUUUUAGGCGUUUGGCUUCGGUGUUAAACAUGAUUAUCAAGCGAAUGAGUACGAUACGUGAAAAGUUUUAAACAACAUUCCUUAUCCCUCGUAAAAGUUUUAUCAGAACUGCCGAAUUCGUGUGAGUUUUAAGCCAAGAAAGUUCUACCCAUAGUAAAAAUCCUGGGAAAACGAUGGUCACUAAGAAGACAGUUGACAUAGAGAAAGAAAGGCUAACAAAGAAAAUGUGUUCAAAUAGCAGUAUGAGCGGAGCCGGGUCCGGUGGUGGAACGGGUCCUUUGGUCAGUUUCAGCGCCGGAACGACUCAUCAUGCUCCACAUAGCCAAGAUGCUCCCAACAUUUUGGUGUACAAAAAGAUGGAAGCCAUUAUUGAAAAAAUGCAAGCUGAAGGCUCCGGAGUAUCUGUGCGCACUGUCAAAGCUUUCAUGAGUAAGGUUCCGUCGGUGUUCACCGGAGCUGAUCUUAUCGCAUGGAUUAUGCAGAAUUUAACCGUUGACGAUGUAACGGAAGCCUUACACUUGGCACAUCUACUGGCCUCGCAUGGUUAUUUGUUUCCAAUUGACGACCAUCAGUUAACUGUGAAGAACGACGGAACGUUCUACCGCUUUCAAACACCCUAUUUUUGGCCAUCCAACUUUUGGGAACCGGAAAACACGGACUACGCCAUUUAUCUCUGCAAGCGAACUAUGCAGAACAAAACUCGCCUGGAGUUGGCGGACUACGAGGCGGAGAAUCUUGCCAAGCUACAGAAGAUGUUCUCCCGGAAAUGGGAGUUCAUAUUCAUGCAAGCCGAAGCGCAAAGCAAGGUGGACAAGAAACGUGACAAGCUCGAGCGCAAGGUGCUCGAUUCGCAAGAGCGCGCCUUCUGGGAUGUGCACCGUCCAAUGCCCGGUUGUGUCAACACCACGGAGGUGGACAUCAAGAAAGCCUAUCGUCGGGGUGCCUCUAGUCUUGGCUCGGGAUCCGCCAAUACGGCCGCAAAUAGCAACCCGGCGGAAACCAUGGCUAAGACAAUAAACCUUUUGAAGCAGAAGCUGGAACGGCGGACCAUCAAGGUGUCCAAGGCGGCGGAAUCGUACGUGUCAUACUACGAGCAAUACAGUGAGUUUGAUUACUUUUUAACCACACCGGACUAUCCUAAUCCAUGGCAGUCGGAUAGCACAGAGCUUUGGGAUACGGAAAAGCAGGGGAAAGAUAUUGCUAUGAAAAGGGUCAAACGAUGGGGAUUCAGUUUGCGAGAGCUUUUGAACGAUCCCAUCGGACGGGAACAGUUUACGAAAUUUCUCGAUAAGGAGUUUAGCGGAGAAAAUCUCAAAUUCUGGGAAGCGAUCCAGCAGAUGAAGGCCCUGCCGCAGUCGCAGAUCAAGGAUGCCGCCAACGCCAUCUGGAACGAGUACUUGGCCCCGGACGCGGCCUGCCCUGUUAACAUCGAUUCCAAAUCGCUGGAGCUGGCCCGGGAAGCCAUCAAGGAGGGUACGGGCAGCCCGAGCCGUUGGUGUUUCGACGUCGCCGCCGACCACGUGUUUUAUCUGAUGAAGAGCGAUUCCUACUCCCGGUAUCUGCGUUCCGACAUGUACAAGGAGUACCUGAACGGGACGAAGAAAAAGACAUCGGUACGAGGACUUCGGAUAUUCUCUGGCAGAAAAGAUACACCUGUGAUAAACUAAGCCGAUAUGCGUCAAACGUAAGGUGGGGCCCAUGGGGCCCAGAAACAGCACAAAAAGCGAAAUUUGUCAACAAGAGA